Neodiprion fabricii is the source of this 3217-nucleotide messenger RNA. RefSeq names its product GTPase-activating protein skywalker (gene sky). The transcript has 12 exons. NCBI's taxonomy places the organism in Eukaryota, Metazoa, Arthropoda, Insecta, Hymenoptera, Diprionidae. The coding region runs from base 719 to 2545 and encodes 608 amino acids. The record is from RefSeq and is a predicted model, not a curated record.
AGACAACUAAUUCUACUACCGCUGCGCCUCACACCGGAGCAAUUCGCAGUAUUCUUCUUCGUGAUUUACUAUAUUCGACCAGUGAGACAUCUGUCUGUAAUGACAGUAUAUUUCGAUGGUUGAAAUAUCAUGAUACUCGGCUCGACUGUUGUUUCAUAUUCACGAUUUGUGGUUCUGUAUUUUUGAUAUCUAUAGAGCUGCAUUCUACAAUUUAUCGUUAGCUAGAACAGAUAAUAAUGUACAUAUAGUAAUGCAUCUCAGCAGUGGCAGUGCCAAUAAUCUAGUUCGUCGCAUACGCGGGCAAAGUGGAGUUGUUAUAAUAAGUUAAAAGGCAGUGGGUCAAUUUCAGUGAAUAUUGUAAACAGUUCUCAGGUGACCGCGGGUUACGUGUUGCUAAUAAUUCGCGUCGGGAGUAACCAGUGUUAGCGCACCUGCGAAAAAAGCUCUUAUUAAAUCUAUAAUUGUCGUCUGCGAUUAAUGUGUUUAAACCGGAGACUGAUUUAUUAGUUUUCACAACUGUACAUGUUCAACGGUAAAGGAUAUUAUAAUAUAACUAGAGUAGGAACGUUUUUGACGCUGGUCGGUGCACUCCGAUUGACUCGGGGAACGAUUCGGAACUGGCGAUGAAUAUUGAGACAUCGCAAGAUAUGACAUAGGCAGACAUCCAUGACUCUGAUCCCAUUUAAGAUGGAUAGUUAUAAUCCGUAGCAGUUUUGCCAUGCUGGUCACGCAAUCUCUUUCUCCCAUGAACAAUCUGCCAAAUAUGUUGUCAGUGUUGGAGGAAGAAUCCAAUGUCGAUAUUGACGAUGUGUUUCCACCUCAUGUCGACACAACAAAUAUUGUUAUUCAUCCAGAGUCACCGACCAGCAAAAAACAAGCACUAAAGACUUUCAACGAGGUGAAUGUGCUUCUACAGUCAGGGAGGAAGAGAGAGGUCAAAUUGAUCAUAAGAGAUAAUGCUUGGCCACUCAAUAAUGGCAUCAGAGCACAGUUAUGGCCAGCGCUUUGCAACCAGCAUACUCACGGCAAGAACAUGCUGGAUGGAUUCUAUUGGGACAUGGUUAAUCAAGUAUUUGGCACCACAGAAUUACCAGAGAAAUCCAUUAUGCUACCACCAUUUGUUGAUAGUACACAUUGUCUCUCUUACAAUCUGACGCGUAAGGGUCGAAGCGUGGCAGACAGAGUUGUAUCAGUUCUGGGUUUUGCCUGCCCCGAUAUCACCUUCAGCCCUUCGCUGUAUCCAAUAACGGCGCUUCUUCUACACUUCAUGCCAGAGGAGGAGUGUUAUCAUUGUAUGGCUAGUUUGGUUGCCGCCAAAGAGAAAAUGUUCAUCACCCAAACAAAACUUCUCUACGAAGUCACUUGGAAAACUGUUGAGCAAAUAACUAAAAAACAUGUGAAAUCUGCUGCCGUACAUUUGGCAAGGCAUUGUUCCGGGUCAAGGGCCGAGAGAAUCUACAUGGACUGGACUUGGUGGAUUCUGCAGCUACUUCCUUUUCAGCAUCUAGUCAGGGUUAUGGACUGUUUUUUACACGAAGGCAUUAAGGUCUUCUAUCGAGUAGCUAUGGCUAUAGUUUUGUUAUUCUACAAACAUUCUUCUGCGCAAAAUUCUGAAUGGAUGAAUGAAAUUUCCAAAAAUGGGAUUGACGCAGCUCUAUCAAAAUUCUGCAGGCAAAUUCCAGUGACGCCAGCUAAGUUUUUACGAACUGCUUUUGGAGUGCGGGCUCUUAGUUCGGCCUACAUUUCCAGAGUUUUUCUACGCACAGAAAUGGCUCUCAAGAGUCGCAGUGUAUUAGGAUCACGGUCCUUGGCAAGGUCGAGGUCAACUGACAAUUUGCCUACGAGCCAGUCUCAGGUCAACAUUCAAAUGAUGUCGCACACGCUCACCAUAAGAGAGAAAGAGUGCGAAGACACGUACAAAGACAGGGGAGCACACAGUCCUGGACCGCGCGCUCUCUCCAUGGGCGUUUACCCUAUUCAAAGUAUUCGCUCCCAGAUCCUAGAUACACCUGACUUAUUCACCCUGUGGUCGUGGCUACCUGUACGGAUUACCAUGUAUCAACCAAUUUUAUUGUAUACAACUGAAGAACAUGGUUGUUCACUGACAACCUUUUAUGUAAGAGUUGAACAACACGAACCUACGCUGCUUAUGAUAAAAACAUGCAACAACGAGGUUUUUGGCGCUUAUUGUUCAACACGGUGGUGCGAGCGCAAUUUAAAAGAUGACAAAGGACAGAGACAGGCAUAUUUCGGGACAGGAGAAACAUUCCUGUUCAGUUUGUAUCCUGAACGAGCUAAAUAUCCCUGGGUUGGCAUGGAUUCGUCUCAUAAUGAUCCUAGAGUUCAUCAUUCUGCCGAAUUAUUUAUGGCUGCUGACACAAAAAUGAUAACUAUCGGCGGCGGGGAGGGACAAGCAAUAUGGAUGGACGAAAACAUUAGAUUUGGGAAAACAGAUCGGUGCUCAACGUUCAACAACCCCCCGUUAUGUGCCAGCGGUGAUUUUGAGAUAAGAGUGCUGGAGGUAUAUGGUUUUGCCGGGGCUUAGUAAGAUCGCUAUACCGUUUAUAUCAAUUCCCUACUGCCAUUAAGCAACUCUCUAUGUCUAAACUGUCUUGUCAUCGACGUGUCAUUUUCGUAAGUUGAGAUACUUUAAAAGUAUUCUCAGUUUCUGAGAAUUAAUAAUAUAGUAUUAUUACGUGUCUUCUAUCGUUAUUUAUUACAUCAUAGAAGUCAUGUUAGGCGCUAAUGGUAAUAAUUGAGAUUACAUUGAAGAGAAGUCAGUCAUUUUUUUCGAUUACCUUCGUGUAAUUAUUUUCUAUAGUUACAUUGCUUAGAUUUAUUAUAUUAUAUUGUACACAUAUAUUCAUCCUUGUAUAUACAGACAAUUGCAACCUCUCAUAUUAUACCGUCUUAUAUCAUGUUAUAUUAUUGCUGUUAUACAUCCACAAAAGAAAACUUAUGGUCAAGAAUAAUGAAGAUAUAAGAAACGGGACAGCAUUCGCUUCGACAAUAAUUAAUGUUUAAUGACGUUGGUCUGGCGUCGAGUUGAUUCACAUCACAUCAAGUGACUAAGAUUACAUGAAUACUUAAUAUUCAUUGGACCAGACGUAUUGUUAUAAAAAAUGUAUAAUUACUCUAUUAUAUUAUUAUCAUUACUUUAUGUUUAUUACAAAAGUUUGUAUAAACGUGUCGUUUCAUAAAAGUUUAUUUAAUUAGA